Meleagris gallopavo (turkey) is the source of this 1308-nucleotide messenger RNA. The record is from RefSeq and is a predicted model, not a curated record. Lineage: Eukaryota; Metazoa; Chordata; Aves; Galliformes; Phasianidae.
CCGCCCCUGAAGCGGGUGGGUGCUGAGGGAGCGCUGCCGCUCCUUAACGCCCGGCACAGGGAACAUGAUGGCCGCGCUGCAGGCAGCUCUGAAGAACCCGCCCAUCAACACGAAGAACCAGGCCGUGAAGGAUCGUGCAGAAAGUAUUGUCCUGAAGGUCCUCAUCUCAUUCAAAGCCAACGAUAUCGAGAAGGCAGUCCAGUCCCUGGAUAAGAAUGGUGUUGAUCUGCUAAUGAAGUACAUCUACAAAGGCUUUGAGAGCCCCUCUGACAACAGCAGUGCUGUGCUGCUGCAGUGGCAUGAGAAGGCGCUGGCUGCUGGUGGAUUAGGGUCUAUCGUCCGUGUGUUGACUGCCAGGAAAACGGUUUAACUCCAGCACCAAAUGGCUGUUUGCUCUCCAUGGUGUGGGAAAUGCUGGUGCAAAACCCAACCAGAUGCCAUUGCUGCCCCGUGGGCAGCACCUGUCUCUCAGCUUGCCUUCUCGCUGCUUCUUUCGUACCUGACAAGUAAUGCAUAUCGUGAUCUCUUUUUGUUAAACUCUGGAAAAUUAUGAAGGUGCAAUUUUAUUUCUAACAGGACUCUUUGGUACUCGAGCAUUUCAGUGACACGCAUAGCUACAUUUACAACAUGUUUAGGAUGGUUUGUAUUUGUGUAUAAUUCUGGCAGAUUUGGGCCUGACUUUCCACACAAGUGCUGAGGGACGUAGGGCAAUGUCUUAAUCCUUUUUGCUAGCCAAGCAGUGUUUUGAUAUAAAAUAAAUAUUUGAAAAGUGGGGCAGCUGCAAACGUUGGUAACUGGACCAUGUUUCCUUUGGUCAACCUCUGAGCCUACAGCAGUGAGUAGGACAGAAAAGAGCAGCUUCCCUCUGACCGAUCAUCAUUCCAGUAAGCCAGGUAUUUUCCUUAACCUCACACCUCGUGGCCUGUUCUGAUGUGCUGUGAUCAGUCAGAGGCCGGGUGAACAGCAGGCAGAUCACAGCGAGGGUGGAGCUGUCCUUCCUGCACUUUGCAUGCUAGAAUUUAAAGGUCCAUUUACACUGGAGCCCAGUCCAGGAAACUUUUUAUUUUGGGAACUAAAGAUCCUACACAGGAGAAGAAAAGGGACGUAGUCUUAAGGGUUACCAGACAGUUGACAUUCCUGCUGUACCAUGGUGCAUUAGCAAGUGGACAAAUGAAGUUCCAAAAUAAAGAGGAGUAUUUUAAAAAGGAAUUAAGGAAGCCCUGGGCAUCCGAGACCACAGCUCACCACUGAAGGUUAGGGCCAGGACUGAGACACACUGUUUUACAUUUGCCAUUUUACAACAGUUCC